AUGGAUUCACGACAAAAUACGCUCGAAGUAGUUAGAAAAGAUAGUGUUGUUGUUUCGACUACUGAAGCUUUUAAGAAGCUAGUAGAAAAUAAUGUAAAAAAAUAUGAUUACUCAUCAUUUAAAGAUCUUCAACGUAUUGGCAGAGGUGCAUCUGCAAUUGUAUUCUCUGCUAGUUUAGGAAAUGAAAAGUAUGCUUUGAAACAUGUGACAGAUGAUGAAAUAAGAGUAGCAACUCAAGAGUCACAAUUCUUACUCAAAGAAUUAUGGUCAGAAUUUAAAGAUUCAACAAAUCGUGGAAAUGAAUUUCAACAAAUUUCAAAAAAGAUAACAGAUUCGAUUGAAAAAAAUAGAAAAACUUCGGAAGAAAUGUUUAAUGAACUUAAAGGUCUACCUGAUGAUACAAAUGCACAAUGCCUUUUUGGAUUUUUUUAUUUCAUUGGAAUUGGAACUGGAACUGAAAAACAACUUAAUAAAGCAUUCGAAAUAUUUCAGCAA
Dentiscutata erythropus is the source of this 495-nucleotide messenger RNA. The record is from the annotation of a GenBank genome assembly. Lineage: Eukaryota; Fungi; Glomeromycota; Glomeromycetes; Diversisporales; Gigasporaceae.